GCAGCCCCGACUUCCCAUUCAAAAUCGCACACUCAGCGCGCCGCGUGUCGCACUUGGUCCCCCCGGAAUCCAAAACAAAUCCAAAUAACCAUCCCAGAUAUUAACCAGACCCCAGUUUCAAAUCAAAUUCCCAACCACAACGUAACCCCAAAAAGCGCGGUGUAGAAAAUUCCCUAAAUUCCAAAUACAAUUGUAACAGAAAGUUAAGUAACCCCAAAAUAAGAAAUUUUUUUGCUGUGCGAAGCGAGACAAAGAAGAGUGCCAAAAACCCAAAUUAAAAGAAGACCGCAGAACAAGAAAAGAGGAUUACCAACUUAAAACAAGGGAUCUAAAGAAACCAAUGCAAAGAUGUGCCACAAUUCAGGGAUCGUGGAGAAAAACAACGAGCAGCAGAUCGAACGCUAUAUGGCAUGUGGAAUGCCCUCGAAGGCGGUGAAGAGUGUCAAGUACACGAUGAAGAAGCGCGAGAAGAAGGAGCAGAAGAGGAAGGAUCUCCAGAGGGAGCAGCAGUUCCUGGAGGAGCUCGAGCUGAGCAGCAGCAGCGGGAGCGAUUCCUCCUCGAUCACCGGUAGCGACAGCGAGGACAGCGGUGUCACCGAGACCCUCCUGAAAUCCCCGCCAGCGACAGAGAAGGCCACUCCCAAUCCCAAAGUCAGCACCACCACCACCACCACCACCUCCUUCUCCACGCCGAAAAGCGAACUCCUGCGAUUCUGUCCAAGAUUUCGCAAGCUGCAGCAGGAGCAGCAGCAGCAGAUGCUUAAGGAGAUGGAACUGCAGGAGGAGGAGUCGCUGGACACCAGUGCCACCACUGCGGCCGCUUUGAAGGCUCAGCAGCAGCGAAAGCUGAGUUCCAUGGAGCCGUCCAUGGACGACGCCCUGGCCAUUGGCACCCAGAUGACGCGCCAGGUGUCCGAGCGAAUCACCUGCCUGGUGGCCCAGCUGCAGGCCAGUCGCCUUUACACAAUUCUGACGCGUACAACACAACCAGCACACUUGAUAGCCGUUUGCAUUUUGGCCUUUGUGCUGAUGACUGUGGGACGCGACCUCAUCGACCCAACGACAACAGUAGAAACCGCAACAGAAACAGCAGCAUCUGCAACAGCAACCUCGACGAGAACGGCAACGGGCGGCGUUUUGGCGGCCUUGGUGUUUCUGGGGGCCUUUGCCACCCACUUUGGGUCGCAGAUCUGGAUGACAUUUGUCUCGGGUCUCUCGCUGUAUUUCUCGCUGCCCCGCCACGUUUUCGGGCAGUGCCAGCAGAUCCUGUUCCCGCGCUACUUCGCCCUGAACGCCAUGCUCAGCCUGACGAUGCUGGUGGUGUAUGCCAAGUACUUCCUGAGCGGCUGGACGACAUCGGCGGGCAUCCAGAUGGGAUCGCUGGCCCUGGCGGCGGGCAUCGAGGUGGUGGUGCGCCUGUAUCUGGUGCCACCGAUGCUGCAGCUGAUGCACGAGAAGUACAGGAUCGAGGACGCGAUCGGCAGUGGCCAGGAGGUGGGCAGCCUCGUCCAGGGCGACCUCGUCGACUGUCCGCACUACCAGCGCAUCCACAAGGGGUUCCGGCGCAUCCACAUGACCAUCGCCAUUGGCAACAUGACGGUCAUGCUGACCACCUGCCUGCAGUUGUAUUUUCUGGCAUCGAAAAUACGCCUCAGCUAAGGCAGAGGGUUCGGAGUGAAGAAGAAUUUAUAGAUUAGGAUAACCCACCCUCCACAUAUUAUGCAUCACACAUCAACUUCUGUAUUUCAAUGUUCGAUAAUUGUCUCAAAUUUAUAUAUUGCUUAUUGAACCAUUGAUCUUUGGAUGCCCUUCCUCCGCCCCACGCAUUAAAAAAUAUUUAAUUUCUCCCGAGGACGCCUCGUUUUCUGCGACCUUUCAAUCCGAUUUCCUGUGAUAAACUCAGCCCGCCCCCACAACACCACCCCAAGCACCCAGCCACCCACAACCCCACACACAAACCACAGCACAUUUAGCCCAUAGUCGAUAGCCAAUAAUUUACACGGAGUUAUUAAUUAAUAGCCUACUGAUAAUUAAUUAUACUGUUUUUUUUUUU
Drosophila suzukii is the source of this 2053-nucleotide messenger RNA. RefSeq lists its product as uncharacterized. Lineage: Eukaryota; Metazoa; Arthropoda; Insecta; Diptera; Drosophilidae. The record is from RefSeq and is a predicted model, not a curated record.